Parathielavia appendiculata is the source of this 1154-nucleotide messenger RNA. RefSeq lists its product as uncharacterized. The coding region runs from base 219 to 1112 and encodes 297 amino acids. The record is from RefSeq and is a predicted model, not a curated record. The transcript has a single exon. NCBI's taxonomy places the organism in Eukaryota, Fungi, Ascomycota, Sordariomycetes, Sordariales, Chaetomiaceae.
UCUCUCGUCGGUUGACCAGUCACGAUUUAGACUAUACCUCCGUACUUACCUCCAGAUUCCCUUUAGUCAUAUUCCCCCGUUCCCUUCCUUUUCCCUCCCUAAGUUCACUCUUUUCCUCCGCUUUCCGUCUACCUCGGUACUCUUUCUGACAACACCGCCCCUAAUCUUUCUCGAGCAAUUUCCACCGGACUUCAACCGCCGCUCGAAGCCACGUAAACAUGUGCCUCUUCUCCCGGGUGGCUUCGUCCUUGGUAGUGUUACUAGUCUGCCGCGGGGUUAUCGCUGACGCUGCUGGCGUGCUGGAGAUCGACGUAGUGUUUCCGCGGAACGAGACAUAUGCGCCUAAUCCAUGGUUCCCUGUUGUUUUCGCUUUCCGUAACGCCUAUCUCGCGGAGUAUCUCCGACCCCGCAUCGUCUGGUCGAUACGGAACGCGUCCGACGCGCUAGGGACCGUGCUCGGAGGCCGCGUCCAUGAAUUGUCCUGGGUCAACUGGACUAUCCAUGAGCCCUAUUUUGUAUAUGGCUUCGCAGACUUGGAGGCCGCCGAGGGCCAGUGGGAGCUGUUUUGGUGGGGAGACUGGCUGAGCUGCGACUUGAGCGGCUCCGAGCCCGCUUUCAAGGUCAACAAGACCGAGCCGUCGCAGCGAUCCCUCGAGUUCACCAUCGAGGCUGGAGGGCAGGCGGUGGAUCUCGUCGCAGCCACGGCAAACGAUGACGCAACAUGCGCACAACCGGGCGUAGCCCUCAACGUGACCGACGAGACCAGAUGGGUUGUCGACCAGCCGCUUGACCCUAACAAUUACGGCGACGCGACUUGCGCUGUCCUGGCCUCCUCGACCCCGACCCCGACCGCGAAUCCUUGCCAGGCCGAGAUCAACUCUGACGCUGCCUCGAGCAUAUGGGCGUCCCUGACUGCCCGCCGUUGUGAAUACAGGGACGCCAAUGGCACCCUGGCAGGUCUUGACUGCCCGAAGGACAAUGCCACCGAGCGGCUGGCCGUCGCGGGCGUGGUAUAUUUGACAGCGGCAUUCGGUGCACUCGGGUACCUUCUAAUGCGAACAUCGAUCCAGCUUCUUGGUUCGCAGUCAUAUAUUUAUAUACCCAACCUGUAGUUACCUUAUCUACCUUAAGCUAAUUAUACCAAAUUAUACUCG